GCAGAUCCACGAAGAAGAAUUCGACGCUCUCAUGACUCAUCAGUACGCGACAAAGAUGGCCGCCUGUGGGCUAUUCCGCUCCCUGUCUUCCAACUUUUUCACGGUUUUGCCUUUACUUACCCGCCCGGCAACACUUUCACCGCUGCGGCUGGCAUCUCAACCUUACUUUGGAAGAACACUAGCCACUUCUUGUCGAUUAACAGCAGCACUUAAAUUCACAGACAAGCACGAAUGGAUCCGAGUAGAAGAAGACGGAGCUGUCGGGACUGUCGGGACUGUCGGGAUCAGCAAGUUUGCGCAAGAGGCUCUGGGAGAUGUAGUUUACUGUGGACUACCAGAGGUGGGAACACAGCUGGCUCAGCAAGAUGAGUUUGGAGCUCUGGAAAGUGUGAAGGCUGCCAGUGAGCUUUAUUCCCCUUUGACUGGAGAAGUUGUAGAGGUUAAUGCACUACUGGCAGACAAUCCCGGUCUGGUGAACAAAUCUUGCUACGAAGAUGGUUGGCUGAUGAAGAUGACCAUUGGCAACCCUGCAGAGCUCGAUGCUCUAAUGGAUGAAGCAGCCUAUGAGAGAUACAUCUGCUCCAUUGAGGACUAACCUAACACCUCUACACUAAUAAGUGCUACACGCCCCUUCUCCUUUUCAAACACUACUGGCAGGAAGAUCCACAAGUUGUGCCUGUGUCAGCUACAACGCUAUGCUUAGCAUCCACCAGUGGAGCUCCAGAAGGCUGACCUGUCAGUGUUGUAAAGCUGUGAAUAUUAGGAAUCCUUUAUCUACUGUUAAAGACUGACUUUAGGGGACCUGUGAAUCUGUACUGACUAAACAUCUUGUGUUGAGUUUUUGCAGUCUCAAGUCCCCAAACGGAAGCGACUGAGACUCGGUCAAUAGAGCAGUUUCCAUACAUUUCAUUCAAAGGAAAACUUGAAUCUCUGUUGUAGGACAUUGUCAGCACUUUGGUCUUUAUGGUAUCAAUAAUAAUGUUGGUCUGCUCUGCAUGUGUGAUGGCUAAAUUGUAGACUUUGGACCUUUUUAAAAUUAGAAAAUAAACAUUUCCUGAGACA
Molecule: messenger RNA, 1062 nt
Organism: Anarrhichthys ocellatus (wolf-eel)
Lineage: Eukaryota; Metazoa; Chordata; Actinopteri; Perciformes; Anarhichadidae
Product: glycine cleavage system H protein, mitochondrial-like
Exons: 5
Coding region: 32-595 (187 amino acids)
Biological process (GO): glycine decarboxylation via glycine cleavage system; protein lipoylation
Cellular component (GO): glycine cleavage complex; mitochondrion; cytoplasm
Source: RefSeq, a predicted model, not a curated record